This is a messenger RNA of Musa acuminata AAA Group (dessert banana), 1605 nucleotides long. RefSeq names its product probable serine/threonine-protein kinase PBL8. Lineage: Eukaryota; Viridiplantae; Streptophyta; Magnoliopsida; Zingiberales; Musaceae. Gene Ontology annotation, molecular function: protein kinase activity; ATP binding. The transcript is spliced from 6 exons. The record is from RefSeq and is a predicted model, not a curated record. The coding region runs from base 141 to 1385 and encodes 414 amino acids. Gene Ontology annotation, biological process: protein phosphorylation.
ACACACACACACACACACAUCCUUUUCAGCUCUGGUUUUCCCCUGCAUUCGUUUGUGGUCUGGGGAGCCGAAUGGAGCUUAGCAUCGAGCGGGAGGAGAGGGGGUAGGGUGCCGUCGGAGAAUGAGAGAAGGCUUCAAAGAUGGGCAAUUGCGGAACCAGAGAGGAGAACGCCGUUGUCGCCGCUCACGCGCAAGUUCAGCAGCUCCAGAUAUUCCAGAUACCUGUUAAGAAUGCUCCUUCAGAGAAGAAACAUGCUCGCACCUCUUCCGACAUAAGUGACCCCUCAACCCCUCGGCACAUUGAGGAUUCGAGAAACAUCGCAAUAUACACUGAUGUGAUUGCGUUCACUUUGUUCGAACUCGAGACAAUUACAAAGAGCUUCCGUCCAGACUAUGUUCUUGGUGAAGGAGGGUUUGGUACUGUCUACAAGGGUUAUAUAGAUGAAAAUGUGAGAGUUGGUCUCAAAUCACUUCCGGUUGCUGUCAAGGUGCUCAACAGGGAUGGUCAUCAGGGACACAGGGAGUGGCUCACAGAGGUUAAUUUUCUAGGACAAUUGAGGCAUCCCAAUCUAGUGAAGCUGAUUGGAUACUGCUGUGAAGAUGAUCAUAGACUGCUUGUCUACGAGUUCAUGUUCCGUGGAAGUCUUGAGAAUCACUUGUUUCGAAAGACAGCUGCUCCACUAUCUUGGGCAACAAGAAUGUCAAUUGCACUUGGUGCUGCUAAAGGGCUAGCUUUUCUCCACAAUGCUGAAAGACCUGUUAUCUACCGAGAUUUUAAGACCUCAAAUAUUCUGCUGGACUCUGAUUACACAGCCAAGCUAUCUGAUUUUGGUCUUGCGAAAGCUGGACCAGAGGGUGAUGAGACCCAUGUUUCAACAAGGGUGAUGGGCACCUAUGGCUAUGCUGCCCCUGAAUAUGUGAUGACAGGUCACUUGACGGCCAGGAGCGACGUUUACAGCUUUGGGGUUGUCCUUCUUGAGCUAUUGACAGGCCGGCGAUCUGUGGACAAGACGCGCCCAAGCAAGGAGCAGAGCUUGGUCGAUUGGGCUCGUCCCAAGCUCAAUGACAAGAGAAAGCUGCUGCAAAUAAUCGACUCAAGAUUGGAGGAUCAGUAUUCAGCGAGAGCUGCUCAGAAGGCCUGCAGCCUGGCAUACUACUGCUUGAGCCACAACCCGAAAGCAAGGCCUCUUAUGAGCGAUGUCGUGGAGACACUUGAACCCCUGCAGGCAAGCAGCGGCAGUGAGGGCUCAUUUCAGGCACUAGGUCGUGGCACAGUCUCCGACUACAGGAUGCACCGUAGGCUUGCGGGAGGCAGUGUCAGUUGUAGACCAACUCCAAACACAAAAUGUUCGCCAGGUGCUCUUCCAGCCUGCAGGGUCAAGUGAGUCCAUCCUGGGUGGGUGUCAUUGUACAUUAUCUAUCUCGUCAUGCUUGCUCGUGUGGGUUUUCCUUCUUCCACUAUGUUUUGAUGUAAAUCGUAUCGUCUUAUCACCAUCGUCGUCUGCAAGAUCUUUAUUUCUAAUCAGUGCUUUGUGUAUUUUAACCGAGGCAAACCUUGCCAAAACGGGCUAGGUUUUGUUCUAGAAAUGAAAGCUAGUUGGACCA